Messenger RNA from Castor canadensis (American beaver), 483 nucleotides. The record is from RefSeq and is a predicted model, not a curated record. Lineage: Eukaryota; Metazoa; Chordata; Mammalia; Rodentia; Castoridae.
AUGGUGACUAACUGCUUAAUGAAUAUGAUGUUUGAUGAUAUAUGUGAUGAAAACAUUUUGGAAGUCAGUAGAGGUGGUGUAAGAAAGAUGUUUUCCCGGUUAAAAGUAGCUGCCACUCCUUGUACUUUGGCAUGUCGUCAUUUACACAGGAAAGAGAAAGGCAAGCCACUCAUGUUAAAUCCAAGAACAAACAAGGGAAUGGCAUUUACAUUACAGGAGCGGCAAAUGCUUGGUCUUCAAGGACUUUUACCUCCUAAAAUAGAGACACAGGAUAUUCAAGCCUUACGAUUCCAUAAAAACUUGAAAAAAAUGAGUAGCCCUUUGGAAAAGUACAUCUAUAUUAUGGGAAUACAAGAAAGAAAUGAGAAGCUGUUUUACAGAAUACUGCAAGAUGACAUUGAAAGUCUAAUGCCAAUUGUAUACACACCAACAGUUGGCCUUGCCUGCUCCCAGUAUGGACACAUCUUUAGAAGACCUAAGUAA